AUGUUUGUACUUCCAUGUAGAAAGAUUUUAAGUAAUAUGUUGGCAUCAAUACCUAUCAACACUAGUGUAGACCCUACAUUAAUUAAAGUGCUUAAAGAAAAUGUCAAAAAUUUGAAACCUAAACAUAGAUUUUGCAGUAUACUAUUUGACGAAAUAAGUCUUAAUGCCAGUUUGCAGUACACCAGUAGCGAGGGGAAAAUAUAUGGUUUUGAAGAAAAUAGCUCAGGUCGUACUCAACAAUUUGCUGAUCACAGCCUUGUUUUUAUGGUUCGAGGAAUUGUUAAAAAUUUUAAACAGCCUAUAUGUUACUCAUUUUGCAAAAGUACAACAAACAGACAUGAUUUGGCACAUCAAAUACGUGAAGGUAUCAAAGCUGUACAAUCAACCGGCCUAAAAGUUAUAUCAACAGUUUGUGAUCAAGGUGCAACUAACUCAGCGGCUAUAGACAUCUUAAUCAAUGAUACAAAGGCAUAUUAUUGGAAGAAUAAUAAAGAAUUCAAAGGCGAUUUCUAUGAAGUGGAAUACAAUUUUAACAACAGAAAUGAACGAAUUAAAAUUUAUCAUUUGUUUGAUCCACCUCAUCYGCUAAAAGGAAUUCGGAAUAAUUUACUGACCAAAAAUGUUUCAUUUGAUAUGGAUGGUGAAAAAAUAGCUAGUUGGCGCGAUAUCAUAAACCUUUAUGAAUUGGACAGUGGUAUACCAGAUGUGAAAAUGCUUCCUAGAUUAACAAAAGAACAUGUUGUACCUAAUGAAAUCAGAAAAAUGCGUGUAAGAAAUGCUGCUCAAGUAUUGAGUCAAAGAGUUUCAUCCAUUAUGGCAUUUCUGGCAUCAAAAAAUCUUAUCGGAGAAACAGCUAGUGACACAGCUAAAUUUUGUCUUUUGUUUGACAAAUUGUUUGAUUCCGUAAAUGGUAACUUUGAUAAAGUGGUUGAUGGCAAAAUUUAUCGAACAGGAGUAAAAAGGAAUUCUCCUCAUCACCAACUGUGGGAAGAUUCUUUAAAAAUUUUAAGUACUAUGCGGUUUUUAAAUCCUUMUACUGGGAAUCCUUCCACUCCACAGCCACCAACUUUGAAGAAUUGGAUUAAAACAAUCAAAAGUUUCCAAAAUAUAUUUCAAUCGUUGAAUGAAAARGGWAUAAAGGUUUUGCUACUGAGRCAUUUCAAUSAAGAUUCGUUGGAGAACUUUUUUGGUGCGUUGCGAGCUUUAGGGUAUCGCAAUAAUAAUCCCACAUGUGAAAUGUUUUCAUCAGCUUAUAAAACCUUGCUGUUGAAUAACAUGAUGAMGACACAUUCCCCUGGCAGCAACUGUGAGGAUGAUUUCUCGGAAGCCUGUUUGAUUUCAUAUCAAACGUUGUUUGCCACAUUCAAUGACCAGCUGGAAACAGAUGAACCAGGAUUUGAUACUCAACGCGUUGCUGAUGGUUUACCCAAUGAACUAAAUUCAAACUYUAAUUCCGACCYAACAUUGUUAGAAUCCCAGACUAAAAAUUAUAUUGCAGGAUACAUUAUAAAAAAACUAAAUACCAUAUUCUUUAAAAACCGUAAUUUAUGCCUAAAGCAAAUUUGUACUAAUAUCAAUAAGAGCCAUCAAUUAAUUCAAGCUAGAGAUUAUCAGCCUAUUGGAUGUAAUGACAUUAUUAAAAAGUUAUUAACCUAG
This is a messenger RNA of Diuraphis noxia (Russian wheat aphid), 1656 nucleotides long. RefSeq lists its product as uncharacterized. Lineage: Eukaryota; Metazoa; Arthropoda; Insecta; Hemiptera; Aphididae. The record is from RefSeq and is a predicted model, not a curated record.